UUACAUUGCUGUUAACACUCCUAUAUAUAGGUCCUCUCUUGCAUUUUAUCAUCUCAUCAAAAUUCAUUCUUUCAAACAAUUUUUCUCAUUUUCAAGCUUAUUUCAUUUUAAUUCUUUUAUUUUCGUAUUUUAAGUUCAUUCACACAAAUGGCCACCGAGGUUGCAGCAAGCACUACAUUUCCUGAGGCUCAGGCCCCUGUUGAGGUGAUCAAGACUGAGGCCCCAACCACAGAAACAGUGGAAGCCGUUGAAACUCCAGCAGCAGCAACAGAGGCUCCAGCUUCAGAGGAAGCACCAGUAGAAGUUGUUGCAGAAGCUGUUGAGGUAGCUGCUGAAACCCCAGCAGAAGCUGAGGCUCCAGCAGUAGAAGCUGAGCCAGAAAAGAAAGCCGAGGCAGAGGCAGUAGCAGAGGUAGAGGCAGUGGCAGAGCCAGCAGUAGAGAAGGAAGAGGAAGCUGCCCCACCUGCUGAAGAAGAGAAACCUGCAGUUGUUGAAGAGACCAGAGAAGUGGCCCCCACUGAAGCACCAGCUGAAGAGGCUACUAAGGCGGAAGAAGAGAAACCCGCUGAAGCACCAGCAGCUGCAGCUGCAGCAGAAGAGACUUCCACUGAGGUUCCAGUUGAGAAGUCUGAAGAGUAAAUUUGAUCAAAAGUGUCUUUGAAAAUUGAGAUGGUUUCUUUUUCUCUCAAUAUUUCUUAGGGUUGCAUUCUGGGGUUCAUCAGUUUUUUCUUUAUUCUAUUUACUUAAAAACAGUAUUAUCAUAGCUGCUCAUAUUAUUAUUUUUAUUUUUAUUAUUAUUAUUGGGGUCAAAGCUUUGCUUGGGAUUUUUUUGAACAUCAUUAUAUAUUUCAAAGCUUAUUGGGUUAUGAGGUACCCUUGCUUAUUGGGUUAUGUAGGGUACAACCCAGAGAGCGGGAAUUUGAGAGUGUGAUAUACUGUACUGGAUUUGGUUAUGGAAUAAUAAUGCUAUUAUAAUUUUGAGGUUA
Spinacia oleracea (spinach) is the source of this 986-nucleotide messenger RNA. Its product is annotated as induced stolen tip protein TUB8. NCBI's taxonomy places the organism in Eukaryota, Viridiplantae, Streptophyta, Magnoliopsida, Caryophyllales, Amaranthaceae. The record is from RefSeq and is a predicted model, not a curated record. Bases 148 to 639 code for a protein of 163 amino acids. The transcript is spliced from 2 exons.